AUGCUGCUGGAGCUCGUGGAUGAAUGCAAACAACACAUUUGGGAGUUCAUGGACGUACAGGAGCUUUGUCGAGUGGCGUGUGAAGCGCUGGACACCGACACAGGUGUGCUGAGCUGCCAAUUGCAACGCCACAAUGCCAGUCGCAAUCUCUUGACACGAGAGGAGGACUGUCAAAAGGUGACAAUAGCUCCGGAUGACGAGGACAAACUAUCUGAAAUGUAUGACACAAUCGACUGGAGACUUUGGUGUCGAGACACGCAUUUGCUGACUCUUGUAAGAUUUAGUUUUAACAAUACGCGCUUUGCUCAAGCGAUGAGCCUAAAAAGGGAGCGAUCUCAUAGUGUCAAAGCCUCUUCUCAUGCAGACAAACGCACGCGUCGACUUCAGAUGAAUUGUGUCAGGUGGAUGAAUCGAGCGCACAGACGACAAGCUGUAGCGUCGCAGUCGAUACAAGCGCAGAAUGCCGCGCUGUCAAAGGCGGAGCUGGCUUUGAGAGCGCAACAAGUGGAAAAUAUGAUCCAAACGACGGCGCAAGAACAAUUCGGACUGCGAAAACGAGCGAUGAAAAGUUUGCACAAAUUUAAUACGCAACUGGCUACUGGAUCGAACUUAUUUUAUGAUUUAGGUGCCUUACAAUUCGUCGCUUAA
Phytophthora infestans T30-4 is the source of this 648-nucleotide messenger RNA. RefSeq lists its product as uncharacterized. Bases 1 to 648 code for a protein of 215 amino acids. The record is from RefSeq and is a predicted model, not a curated record. The transcript is spliced from 3 exons. Lineage: Eukaryota; Oomycota; Peronosporomycetes; Peronosporales; Peronosporaceae.